UGCACGCUACAGUCAUUCUAAGGAGGAACUACUACUUGGGAGCGAAGGCAGACAUGUGUGGAAUCUUUGCCUACUUGAACUACCAUGUCCCACGGACUCGCCGUGAGAUCCUGGAGAUCCUGCUGAAAGGACUGCGGCGUCUGGAAUACCGAGGAUACGACUCGGCCGGUGUGGGUAUUGACGGAGGGAACAGCAAGGAAUGGGAGACCAAUUCCAGAACAAUCCAACUGAUCAAGCAGAAGGGCAAAGUGAAGGCCCUUGAUGAGGAGAUCCACAAGCAGCAGGACAUUGACCUGGAUGUGGAGUUUGAUGUUCACCUGGGCAUCGCCCACACCCGCUGGGCCACCCACGGCGCCCCCAGCCCUGUCAACAGCCAUCCACAGCGGUCCGACAAGUGCAACGAGUUCAUUGUUAUUCACAAUGGAAUCAUCACCAACUACAAAGACCUGAGGAAGUUCCUGGAGAGCAAAGGCUAUGAGUUUGAGUCUGAGACCGACACUGAGACCAUUGCCAAGCUAGUGAAGUACAUGUACGACAACCGGGAGGAUGAUGACAUCAGCUUUGCUACUCUGGUGGAGCAAGUCACCCAGCAGCUGGAAGGAGCCUUCGCCCUGGUUUUCAAGAGCGUCCAUUACCCAGGAGAGGCUGUGGGAACCAGGAGAGGCGGUCCCUUACUCAUUGGAGUGCGAAGUGACCAUAAGUUGUCUACCGACCACAUUCCUGUCCUGUACCGUUCGACCGGCAAGGACAAGAAGCCGUGCACCAGCAUGCCCCGUGCAGACCAGGACACCUGCCUCUUCCCUGUGGAUGAGAAGGCUGUGGAGUACUACUUUGCCUCUGAUGCCAGCGCUGUGAUCGAGCACACCAACCGCGUGAUCUUCCUGGAGGACGACGACGUUGCGGCGGUGUCCGACGGCCGUCUGUCCAUCCACCGGAUCAAGCGCACGGUCGGAGACCACCCCGCCCGCGCCAUCCAGACCCUGCAGAUGGAGCUGCAGCAGAUCAUGAAAGGAAACUACAGUUCCUUCAUGCAGAAGGAGAUCUUCGAGCAGCCUGAAUCUGUAGUCAACACCAUGAGGGGGAGGAUCAACUUUGACGAUAACACCGUGACACUGGGCGGACUGAAAGACCACAUUAAGGAGAUCCAGAGGUGUCGACGACUCAUCCUCAUCGCCUGCGGCACCAGCUACCAUGCUGGGGUGGCGACCCGGCAGGUGCUGGAGGAACUGACCGAGCUGCCCGUCAUGGUGGAGCUGGCCAGUGACUUCCUGGACCGGAACACGCCCGUUUUCCGUGACGAUGUCUGCUUCUUCAUCAGCCAAUCAGGUGAGACAGCGGACAGCCUUAUGGCCCUGAGGUACUGCAAGGAGAGGGGUGCCCUAACUGUGGGCAUCACCAACACGGUGGGCAGCUCCAUCUCCAGGGAGACAGACUGCGGGGUGCACAUCAACGCCGGGCCCGAGAUCGGAGUGGCCAGCACCAAGGCGUACACCAGUCAGUUUGUGGCCCUGAUCAUGUUUGCGCUGCUCAUGUGCGAUGACAGGAUCUCCAUGCAGCCACGACGCCGAGAAAUUAUCCAAGGUCUCAGAAUUCUGCCAGACCUGAUUAAGGAGGUGCUGAGCCUGGACGAUGAGAUCCAGAGGCUGGCAGCGGAGCUGUACCAGCAGAAGAGCGUGCUGAUCAUGGGCCGCGGGUACCACUACGCCACCUGCCUGGAGGGAGCCCUGAAAAUCAAGGAGAUCACGUACAUGCACUCAGAGGGCAUCCUCGCCGGGGAGCUGAAGCACGGUCCGCUGGCGUUGGUGGACAAGCUCAUGCCUGUCAUCAUGAUCAUCAUGAGAGACCACACCUACAUCAAGUGCCAGAACGCCCUGCAGCAGGUGGUGGCCCGGCAGGGCCGGCCCAUCGUGAUCUGCGACAGGGAUGACUACGAGACCAUCAAGAACUCAAGCCGCACCAUCGAGGUGCCGCACAGUGUGGACUGCCUGCAGGGUGUUCUGAGUGUCAUCCCCCUUCAGCUGCUGUCCUUCCACCUGGCUGUGCUGCGGGGCUACGAUGUGGAUUGUCCAAGGAACCUGGCCAAGUCUGUGACUGUGGAGUGAAGCCUCACCUCGAACCCGCACCCCAUCCUCUCCCAUCCUCUCUCCCCCCCCCCCCCCCCCCCCCAUGCUGUUUUGACCAACAUAUCUGCCGCUCUGCCCCAGGCGACUGCUCUCAUGCAAAUAUCAAGAAAAGAAGAAGAACACCUUCCUGUUUUAUAAGCGCCUUUUAUCAUGGCCAUUUUUAAUGCAAGCCUCAAUUUCCUAUUCUGCCUGGAUGUAUACUGUAAUAUCUCUCUUUCCAAACCCUGUAUCUGAAGGCAUUGUUGUAUUAUUUUGAUAGUUGUUUUUUCAUGUUUUUUUGUCAGUGGUGGUGAGUUAUGGGCUGGUUUUUGGGCUGGCAUUCCUGUGUUUUUGGGGGUUACUUGGCUCAGCAACACUCUUGGCGGCUUAUGAAGCGUGUAGCGAGUUUGGAGCUGCUUCCUAUGGUUGAUGCAUAUACCUAGUGGGGUGCAUGCUUGCUGGUAUGGGUGAGUUAGUUCCCACACUGGGCACCAUCUAUGCCUUUGAUGCAAAAGCAGAUAUGCUUUAGGAACAGCUGGGAGGUGAUGCGCCCACAAUGUCACAUUUUAUGCAGCUUUUCAUUGGUUACGCUAUAGACGCAUCAUGAAAACUCUCUUCAAAGUGCAUCCUGUUCGGUGCCUCAAAUAGUGUAGCAAUUUGUUUUGAGACUCUUUGCCGGUAUGGAAGGAUCUAUUGCAUAUCAGAAAGGCCAAUCCAGCAGAAUAUAAGAAGUUGGUCUAUUGUGCUGGUUCUGCUCAGUGUACCAGGUUAACCAUGGUCAUAAACUCUAUUGUAUGUUCACUUUUCUUUCACCAUCAGGGAAAGACUUGGUCUGCUGUCUUCAAAGACUUGUCUGUUACAGGUUGUCUGUGAAAAGUGAAGUGAUUUGGUCAUUUUAACAUGAUGCUCCGUUUGUUGAGCUUGGUCAAGGAGGUCUGGUCAUGAGAAGUUUAUUUUUUUUUUUUCAUCUGUAUUCUGUGCUUUUGCCUUUGUAUAUAUUUUAUAUACAUAUAUAUGUAUGUAUGUAUAUAUUUUAUAUAUACAAAAAUACUGCUUUCUCUUGAAUCAAACAGCUUGUCAGGAGAAGCGCAAUCCUAGUGUAGGCCAGCAUGCUCUGCAGUUCUGGAGCUUUCAGGAGAAGUAGAGUACAGUUUUACCUUCUUGGCUAAAAUCAAAACCGCAGUCAAAUUGAUAUUUUGUCAUAAUGUUGCAGAAUUCUGUGCUCAGCUAAAGUCCGAGGAGAACAUGGAUCCUUUUAAUGACACAUGUAGUGAUACCUCUGUACAGAAAUGCUUCCAGUGCCUAAUCAUGUCAUUGAUUUAUUAGUAGAAGAUAGAACAUAUGGAUCAUGAGUAUGUAUGUAAUGACUGGAACUAAAACUGGCUAGUUUAGGGGUUGUGGGGUUGUUGCUGUUACUGUGAUUACUGUGUGCACUAGUUAUUGUGUUUUAGAUGCACUGCUCAAUUGUUACUUCAUUUUGUGCAUUUGCUUCUUUAAUGUUACUUUGCCUUGCUUUAGUUUAGAGGGGUUCCCAUUUAUUAGGGUGGGGCCUCCAGUUUACAAAUGAAGUACCUUUAUGUUACUAGCUGGAGAACGGAAAGUGCCGGCAAAAAACUUGCCCAUGCCAUCACUUUUUCUUUUCCUUUUUUAUUGUGGGACCAUUACUUUUCAUUUUUGUGCCAGUUUUUCUUUAUUUUGUUUUUGGAGAAAUAGGGUGUCGUAGUGAUGGUGUGUGAUCUGAGUGCUUGUUAUUAGUUACGUGCAAGAUGGCCCCCAGCAUAGUCCUGUAUUGUAGCAAGGCAUUGGCUGGAUGAAAACCAAAAAUAAUGUUAGUUUAAGGUGUUCAGUUGUGUUAGGGGGUGUUAAAAGUUGCACCUAGAAAUGUGUAAGACACACACACAGUGGAAUGCUGUAAGUUUGUUACUCAAAGCAGCUGCUAUUUUGGGGGACAUUCAUUAAUGUUGUGAUAUCUGCAAGGCCCAGGAAAGUGUACCUUUUGCACUAAGGUCACAAGCAAAGCCACAUUGGUUUGCAUGUCAGGACCCCACUCUGUGACAAAUCAUUUACUGCAUCCAAAAAUGGGACUUCUUUUUAAAUCACUUUCUGUCAUGGGUUUUUUUUUUGCACGUGGUUGCAAAACACAAUAAAUGCUGUUGUAUUUAGAUGCAUCUUAAAAACAAAUUUGUUACUCCAGUGUGUGUAUAAUAUUUUCUGUGUGCAAAUCUGGGUGACCCUUGUGUGACCUUAGCACAAAGGAUAUUAAUUAGAUGUUGCAAUUAGUAGGGCAAGGCAUGCAGAACAUAGCCCUGCUGCUUCCAUGGAGCAGCCAAAAUGUGUGAAGAGUGCUUUGAAUGCUUUUUAACAUGAAGGCGGAAAGUCUUGUAGAACAUGAACACUUUGAUGUCUGUGUGGAUGUUAUCCAUGCUCAUGUAUACAUUUUAUUCUUGUACUUGCAGCUACCUGACUGCACGGUCAGAUUUACCUCAGUGACUGUGUCCCUAUUGAACACCGUUCUGUUUCCUGAUGGAGAGAACAUGGGGGCUGUAUUAUGAUUACAUCUAAUGCAAUAAAACUAGUUCCUUUCAUUUUCAGUACCUUAUGUACCUCCAACUCCAAGUUUAGGUCUGUCAGAAUUAAUGACUUUAAAGUAAAUGAGGUGAGCAUAACAUUCAUUCAAUAUUCAAAUUGAGCUUAAUUGGUAUUAAUUGAGAUUAAUUGGUACAUUUAUUAAUUUGCAGUUGGUUUUGCUUUUUGUUUUUCACCAGUACAUCUCUCCUAAAUAUUUAUUUUCACAACAUAUUUUGUAAAAUCCAAUCCUGAAAGCCUGCCUUAACUUCAGAGGAACUUCUCCAGAAACAUUCAAAAUUGCAUGGAAAGUGCAGUAGGAUGACAUAAUCUAUGACUUGCUAUGAAGUAAAUGAUUGUAAGUAUAAUAUUAAAGUAUGUUACAGGAA
Conger conger (European conger) is the source of this 5056-nucleotide messenger RNA. RefSeq names its product glutamine--fructose-6-phosphate aminotransferase [isomerizing] 1. The transcript is spliced from 19 exons. Gene Ontology annotation, biological process: protein N-linked glycosylation; carbohydrate derivative biosynthetic process; fructose 6-phosphate metabolic process. NCBI's taxonomy places the organism in Eukaryota, Metazoa, Chordata, Actinopteri, Anguilliformes, Congridae. Gene Ontology annotation, molecular function: L-glutamine:D-fructose-6-phosphate transaminase (isomerizing) activity; carbohydrate derivative binding. The record is from RefSeq and is a predicted model, not a curated record. Bases 54 to 2102 code for a protein of 682 amino acids.